AUCGUAUCCAUGAUUAAAACAAUUCUUUCGACUAAAAUUAUUCUGCAACGAAGAUUUUCAUUUAGCUUUGGAAUCCGAGGUAGUUUAUUUUCUUUCCUCCAUCAGAACACAUUUUGUGCCACGGCUUGUUCUGAGAUGGAUUUAAAAUCAGUUGUUAGAAAACUACAACAGUUUGCAGACCCUAGUUUAGCCGAGUCCUGGGACAAUGUUGGUCUGCUUGUAGAACCUACACCUCCACAUGAGGUAAAAAAGGUGAUGUUAACAAAUGACCUGACAGAGGCAGUGUAUCAGGAGGCAAAGGCCUGGAAAGCUAACCUGAUUAUUUCCUAUCAUCCACCCAUCUUUGUUCCUAUGAAGAAACUAGAGCAAAGAAAAUGGAAAGAUAGGAUCAUUACAGGUUGUAUAGAGAAUCGGAUAGCCAUAUAUUCUCCGCAUACAAGUUAUGAUGCACUAGCUGGUGGUGUUAAUGACUGGUUGAUGGAAGCAUUUGAUACAAAGAGCACAAGUCCAGUGACCCCAUCAGUGGCAUCAACAGGACCACACAACAAAAGGAUGCAGAUAACGGUUCCCAGAUCCACCCAGGAUGCUUUAUUUAAAGCUGUCAAUGGCAUUCAAAAUACCCUGGUCACCAUGCAGGAAUUAAACCAGGACUUAUCACAGAUCAAUAUUCUCUGCUCCAAUGGUACCAUACCAGCAAUACUACAAAAUACACAAGAUUUCAGUGAUAAAAUCCAAAGUACUGAGUUAUUGGAAUUGCAGAAAGCACCUAAACCAGGUUAUGGAAUGGGCAGAAUAGGGAAAUUAACUUCUCCAAUUUCUGUCUCUGAGGCAGUAGAGAGAGUGAAAAGACAUCUUGGACUAGCACAUGUCAGACUAGCUACAGGGGUGGGAUGUGAAAACAUCUCUUCUGUAGCUGUAUGUGCUGGAUCAGGCAGUAGUGUUUUAAAGAAUCUAGAUGUGUCACUGUAUGUCACUGGAGAAAUGGGUCAUCAUGAUGUUCUUCAUGCAGUUCAUUCUGGAACAUCUGUCAUAUUGUGUGAUCAUAGCAACACAGAGAGGGGGUUUCUCAAAGUAUUACAGAGAACACUAACUGAACUUUUCCAAACUAAAAUUGAAUUUCAGGUUUCAACAUUUGAUCAAGACCCUUUAGUUAUUGUAUGAUCUAUAAUAAAUUGAUGUUGACAUGA
Saccostrea echinata is the source of this 1187-nucleotide messenger RNA. Its product is annotated as NIF3-like protein 1. The coding region runs from base 10 to 1161 and encodes 383 amino acids. Gene Ontology annotation, cellular component: cytoplasm; mitochondrion. The transcript is spliced from 7 exons. NCBI's taxonomy places the organism in Eukaryota, Metazoa, Mollusca, Bivalvia, Ostreida, Ostreidae. The record is from RefSeq and is a predicted model, not a curated record.